Sphaeramia orbicularis (orbiculate cardinalfish) is the source of this 4225-nucleotide messenger RNA. Its product is annotated as AN1-type zinc finger protein 3-like. The transcript is spliced from 6 exons. Gene Ontology annotation, molecular function: zinc ion binding; DNA binding. NCBI's taxonomy places the organism in Eukaryota, Metazoa, Chordata, Actinopteri, Kurtiformes, Apogonidae. Bases 689 to 1381 code for a protein of 230 amino acids. The record is from RefSeq and is a predicted model, not a curated record.
GCGAUCAAAGCAAAGCAAUCCCUCACACAGCUUUUCUCUCCUCCUCCGCCUGUUUUAACUCAUAAUGCUCGACUUUAUUGCUGUCCGCUGUUUUCAGUCGUGUAAUAUCGCUGCACAUCUCUCUGUUUGUGAUACUAUUUCGCCUUAUUUUCGUUGAGCAAUAUUGACAUUUCUGGUUUGAUGGACGCGUUUCCGGCCCAGCAUACUUUGUACCAGCGACGUGUGAAUAGGGGUGGUCCUGACUGUAAAAGGGGGAAGGCCUGACUCAAUCUAUUUAUUUUUUCUUUUCUGGUACCCUCCCACGUAUUUAACGUCGACAUUAUUGUGUUUUACCUAUCGGGGGGAACAGCCGGCGGUUGUUCUAAGCCGUUUAGGUUCGUGUAAAAUACCCCGACGCCCCCCUCUUUUCGCUCGGCGGUCGUAACGUCCGAACGUCCAGCUGAUUGCUUUGAGUGCCGUUCAAUUAUUCCAGUUCAAACUGAGCCGUUUUGUUUGACUUAACGGAAGCGUUUUUUGGGGCCGAAACGGGUCGACUUCGCCACAUUUUUGUCACCGUCUUGUGGACUUAAAAAAGAAGACCAGCUUUAUCUUUUUUGUCUAAGUUGACUGAUCGUUUUUCCUCAUUGAACGACCAGGCCCCGGACUCAUCCCCAGCCUCGCGUUUUCUUAUCGGUUUUUGUUGGAAGUCAUGGGAGACACUAGUGAACGAAGCAAACCUCCGAGUCUACCUCCCCGGUGUCCCUGCGGAUUUUGGGGGUCCAGCAAGACGAUGAACCUCUGCUCCAAAUGUUUUGCUGACAUCCAGAAGAAGCAGCCGGGGGAGGACUGCACCUCCAAGCCUAUCCAAAGUACUGGAAGUAGCCAAUCACCUGUUUUCAGUAGUGAGACAAGCAGUAGCAGUAGCCAAUCCCUAUCGUCUUCGCCACCCACUAGCUCCGAGCAGCCGUCAACCGAAGAGCCCUCGCCCACGUUUUCCAGCACGAGGGAAGGCUCGUCGUGCACAGAAACAGCUCAAGGCACACUCUGCACACCCACAAAACGUCCACGGGAAUCAGCCUCAGGCCCAGAGAGUGAGGCGACGCCAGAGAAGAGGCCACGGACAGACGAGAAGGAGGGAAGUAGCGAGGAGGUCCGCGUGACGCCCAAGCAGAAAAACCGUCGGCGCUGCUAUCGCUGCCAAACCAAACUAGAGCUGGUGCAGCAGGAGCUGGGCUCGUGCCGCUGCGGCUACGUUUUCUGCAUGCUUCACCGUCUCCCUGAGCAGCACGACUGUCUGUUUGACCAUCUGGGCCGCGGGCGCGAGGAGGCUGUCCUCAAGAUGGUGAAGCUGGACCGCAAGGUGGGCCGCUCAUGCCAACGCAUCGGGGAGGAGUGCUCCUGAUUGGCCACGGUGUGACCAGCCAUCCAGUUAGAGAUGAGAAGUAAAAGGAGGAGGAGGAGGAGGGAGGAAUGACAAUUGGGAUGAUGGGUGGGAGAGGGAGGGAGGGGGGAGGGAGGGAAGAAGAGGAGGGGAGGGAGCAUCGUCGUAACACCCUGCAUCUGACCCGAUGAUUCUGGAUCUGAGCUCGACGCCGCCCCGUUAACGCCCGGACGAGGCUCAAGGCGGCGAAGGGGGAGGGGCCGACCGGUGGCUGAUCUGCGGAGCCACGUUCAGUAUCGCAUGUUCACACACACAGCCUUAACCCCAAACCCCACCCCGUGUUUCAGAGGAAGGACGCCGCAGAGGGGGAGCCGGUCCGUUGUACAUCAUGCACAGCUCCGGCGCAUCUCACCACAGUCUCCUCCUCUUUGCUCAUGCUCCGUUUUUUUUUUUGUUUUUUUUUGUUUUUUCCAGUACAGGAGAAGAUGUUGAACUGUUGUAGCUUUGGGCUGAACUGAUCCGUGUGGACUCAUUACACAGCAGGUUGCUUGUUUUGUUUUUUCCCCCCAUUUCUUGGUCGCGGGUGUGGUGUUCAGCUCUGUCCCACGACCACGCCUCAGGUCGUCAUCAAGGGGUUGGAGUAUCAAACCUGUAACCCCGCCUUCCUCUUCUUCUUUUCUUUUUUUUCUUCCACUAGGUCCAUGUGCAGCAUCACUCCGGGUUUUGCUUGUGCAUGGUACCAGCAGCGGUGUAUUUGUGCAGGUUUGAGGUGUCAUUUGGUCAUGUGAGGCAGUCCAAGGAUGCUGUCACACUGUUUUUUUUUUUUCUUCCUUUUUUUUUUCCUGUGUGGCCGUCAUGGUGGUUAGCUCCGUUUUUACUGCUCAACCACGGUGUUGUGGUGGACAAUUACAGCCAAUCCCUGCCUCUGCUCACGUGGACUGUUCUGUUGACAAAAAGAAAAAUACAAAUAAAUAUAAAAAACUAAAAACAAAAACCACACUAAUGGACAAGAGUCACUCAGAUAAAAAGUCUGUGUAGCAGAUCCUCUUCCCCCCUCUUGCCCUUUUUUUUUUCUUGCAAUGAGUGGUACUGUUGUUCUUGAUGCAUUAAGGAGAAUACGGCUUAAUUUUUUGUAUUCAGAUGAAGACAUCUUCGCCAAAACGUCAAGGAAGAAAAUUACCUGAGUGUAUCUCAAUAGUGGUCGGUAAAGAGUGUUAAUCUUGCCAUCUGACAAUAACCAUUGAAAUGGUUUUAUAAUUUAUUUUUGUGUUUUAUUUGCAGGUAGGAUUUGGGGUCAUUUACAGACUGGGGAUGUCUUUUUCUUUUCUUUUAAUGGAAGAGAACUGUUGUGCUUGUGAUUUUUUUUUUUUUUCUUGCACUGUCUUCAAGAUCACAGUUAUUUCAGUAUCUCAUGAAAACAAAAGGCCAAUUACCUGCCGAGAUGAUUUAUCCAUUGACAUUAUGAUGAGAAAACGCUGAAAGUUUUAAUAAGUAAAUGAGGGGAAACAAGAUCUUUGUUUUCUUUUACUGAUCGAUUGUUAUCUCCUGUCAUAAUACAACAAAGCUCACUGAGUAUCACAAGAAAAUGACCUGUGUUGUAUUGAGAUAAAGACUGAAAAGCAGCAUUAAGAAAAUAAUCACAAGAGCUGCUGUUCUCGACCUCCAUACUUAAUAUACAAAACUUAAUUUUUUCUCCUUUUACUUUCAAUCACCAACCAGGGCAUCGUUUGUACAAGUUUCAAGGUAGUUUAAAUCUGUGGUGUCGCAUCAAUUAAGGCUGGAAAAUUAACCAAAAGCUGGUUGAAGCUUUUAGUUUGGUGAAAUAUUAAAGCCAAACAUGAUUGGUUCUCUGCAGCCAGGUGCUCGGACAACAGUGAAAGUAGGAUUUUUUGCAAGAUCGUUUGCAUUUUGUUAAACGACAGUAAAUACUGUCACAAAUAUGACCCCGAGGUUGCACAUAUGGUGACGUCACAGAUUCAGACUUUUUUUUUAUUGAUGCCUGAGCUGGUUUUGGCUGCAGAAAUAACUUGUGAAUUCUUAAAUUGAGUGGUUUUCCCUUUCCUCGUUACAUUUCUUUUCCAUUCUGUUAUUGUUUUCGACUCUUUCUCAGCCUACUCAGUCUAACUGCUUGGACUUUGUGCUGUGCAUAUUGUUCAGUUACACACCUAUUUGUUCUUCUUAUCCUUAAAAAGGGGUUUCCACCGAAAUUAACCAUUUUUUGUGACACUGCAGGAGCUGACAUUUCCUCCAGAUUUUUGUUUAAUUUUAUUUAAUGUCCAGGCAUUUAGCGUAUGCCUUGGUUUUUUUUUUUCCUCCUUUUUGAUUUGUUUAAUUAAGGUACGGGACUCCAUAGAAGUACUUUUCAGCAUUGCUAGAAGUACAGUUUGAUGUUACUCACUGUUUUUGGAGAUCUCAAGUGUAAAGCAGGCAAGAAACGUUGAUUCAGGUGGAGCUCCCUUUAUAAGCAGACACCACUGAACUAUGCUAAUCCUCAUGCACACGUUAUCGUUUCUUCGGUCCCUCACGUCCCCCCUGCCCUCCCGUCUUCUCCGAUGAGAACACAGCGAAGGAUAAAGGGAGCCUGGAGAACUGUCAUGGCUGGUUCUUAUUUUGAUAUUUUGGAAAAACUUGUUCCUUUUUGAGUGCUAAUGAGAAAUGGAAGAAAUGGAAUAUCUUUCUGUACCUUUUAAAGAAAAAAAUUAUUUAACCUUAUAUCAGUUUGAGUUACUUACACCCUAGCAUAGAGUGGCAUAUUUAGUUAAAUGUAUAAAAAAAAAACAAGAACAUAAUUCUGUCCUAUUUUCUCCUUUAAUUUUAUCGUGUUCCAUUUUCUGCUGAGGAAAAUAAACUGGAUUAGAGGAUGUG